UUCGCUCUCACCCAACACUUCCCCAAGCAUCCGUCAGCCAUCCUCUUCUCCCUGUCACUCGAGCCUUCUUCGUUCCUCAAUCCUCAAUCCUCACCCACAUUCCCCUUCUCAGCUGCUGGUGUCCAGACCCAUUUCUCACAAAACUCUCUCUCCUAAGGCUUCAUCUUCCAGAUCUCUCUCGUUUUCUCUCUAUUUUUCUCUCCGUUACUGAACGAGGCUACCUCCUCUCUUUUCGCGUCGCCGUCUCGCCAAGCUUCCAUGAAGAACAACCGCGACGCUCUUCCUCUGCUGGUCUAAACAUCUGUUCCGUCAAGUUUCGACGACAACCAACCGCAAUCGUCCAGAAAACUCACACUUAAAACAGCUACCGUCGCAGUUGGUUCUAAUCAUUUUUGGGAUCUGCUGAGUCUUGCUUUUGCUAUUUUAUUAUUUUACAACCAACCUCAAUCUUUUUUAGCUUGAUUAUAAUGGAACUUGAAAAGUGGGCAGAUUAUGGAAAAUUACCUCAUAAUAGCCAUUCCUAUAUCUAUUUCCUACAUACAUCUGCCAAUGGAACUGCAAGCAUACUGUGGGUGUUCUUGUUUGUAUAUUAUUAAAUAUAUGGAAUAUAUGGCCAAGUAUAGUACAUAAAUCCAAUUAAGGAAGAAAGUACGUAUUUGUACUAUGAAGUUAGGAUAUUCUGCAUCUGCUUGGAGAAAUCUAUCCUUGGGUACUUCAGCUUUAAAUUAGCUGGUUUAAAAAUCAUAUAUUAGAGAACAUAUUGCCGACCCUAAGUGCAUGCAAUUAUUCUUUUUAUUUAUAGUUUUUUCCCUUGCGAAGUUAAUGAAUGUGAAAGAAGAUCAAAGCAAGCUCUCUGCUAUUGCAAGGCAAGGCUCAGGCAGUGCUUGUUUGCAGCUUAUAUGGUGGGUUUGUCAAGUGGAUCAUGGGAAAAGAUGAGGAUGGAAGGGACAGCCUUGCAGUUCAACUUGCAGAUGAGAAACACUGGGAUGAUCUUGUUAUUAUUAUUGCUGUGUUACAUUGUUGGUGAUAAGUCCAUUUUACAAGAUGCUGGGCUUGAGGGGAUAAAGGAUGUGGAAGGUUUGCCCCCACCUCCAGAAAUUAAGGAUGGCAUUCCAUCCCAGAAAUACAAGGGGGAUGUUAGUUAUUUUAUCUGCACGAGACCUGAGAGAGGUCCAGUUUUGCUUUCUAAUAAGAAUCAGGCUCUUCUCAACCCCGAAAACGGGCUUCCCAAGUAAGUUCGGAGAAUGCUAUUUUCCUAUGCUUAAUCCUUUCGCUGUCUCAAAGGGCUGGAGUAUCUUCAUCAAUCUGAUGUCUUUUAGAGUGUGACUGCGGUCACUUUAAAAUGACUGAAUAUGUCAAUUGUAAUUUAUUUUUCUCGUUCUGGAUAAUUUUCUAAGGUUUAUGUUAGUCCUUUUGAUAUGGUUACAAAUAAGUUGUGUAUUGCCUUCUGAGAUUUCAGCUGUAACUUAGGAGGCUUGUCACCGUUGGAUCAGUCCCCUCAGUAAUUGUUUGAAUAAAGAGUUACAUCCUUUUUGCUUUCA
This is a messenger RNA of Juglans regia (Persian walnut), 1541 nucleotides long. RefSeq names its product diphosphomevalonate decarboxylase 1-like. The coding region runs from base 900 to 1235 and encodes 111 amino acids. The transcript is spliced from 4 exons. The record is from RefSeq and is a predicted model, not a curated record. Lineage: Eukaryota; Viridiplantae; Streptophyta; Magnoliopsida; Fagales; Juglandaceae.